Racocetra persica is the source of this 816-nucleotide messenger RNA. Lineage: Eukaryota; Fungi; Glomeromycota; Glomeromycetes; Diversisporales; Gigasporaceae. The record is from the annotation of a GenBank genome assembly.
AUGACCAGUAAAAGUGUUGAUUUUCCAUCUUAUAAAACAUGUGAUAAUUGUCAUAUGCUUAAAGAAAUUACUGAAUUUCUUAAAAAUAAUAAAGCCUUAGUUUGGUGUCAAUCAUACAUUGAUGAAUUUGUAUAUAACUCUUUGAUUUUCUUGGAAAAUACUAAUAACUUUUAUAAAAAUGAUAAUGUCGAAUUGGUGAUUAGUUUUGAUGUCGAGUUGUCCUCUCUUAUUACUACAAUAUUAGAUAAGAAUAAAGAAAAUUUUAAUAAUAAUGAAAAACUUUACCUUGAAGUUGCUCGUCGUACAGCAAAAUUUAUUGAAAAUGGAGAUGGUUAUAGAGAUACUUCUAUACGAAUUGAAUGGUAUAAUUGUGAAGGCGUUAUUAAAAUUGAAAUUCUGGAAUCUUUAAAUAUUAUCAAAAUUGAAUACUCUCAUUUAAUGCUACAUCCACAUUCAAUUCAUGUAGAAACGACUUUGGAAAUUCGUGAAUUUAUCAGAAAUAAUAUUAAUUAUUUGGUUCCAGAAUUAUAUCGACAAAUUAGAGAAAAACAACUCAAAGGAUAUGAAAAUCUUACGUCAAAAGAAUCUCAAAAAAUGUACCAUCACAAUUCUGAUCCUUUUAUAUCAACAAAACUUUUAUUGAAUGAAUAUAAUCAGAAAAUUAUCAUUGAUAUAACUACUCCAACACUAGCUCUUAGAUUUCUUACUGAAUUAUAUGCGAUUAUGGGCGUGAUCGAUGAAACUGGUUUUCCUAUAAGCUACCUGUUAAUUGCUGCAGAUAAAAGCAGUGAUAUUACGACAAUUUUAAUUCAAUAG